CAGUGAUUGGGCAAUAAUAAGGUAUCGGGACAGCAAUAAUGAGCUCGAGGAGCAGCAAGUUCGGCACCAUCAACUACUCGGUGGACGAGAUGCGGCGCCUGAACGUCAAGGUGCGUGCUGUACUGCCGCUAGCGGGCGAAGACUGGCUGUGCGUGGCCUACCAGUUCAAUCACCAGCGUCCGGAGGCCGUGCCCUACCGUGAAGUGGAAAGUCUCAAGCGCAAAUUUAAGAAAAUGUACUGCACAAGGGGCAAGUCGCUGCCCGACUACGUUAUGGAGGCUAAGGAACUGCGUAGACUCAUCAGCCAACGCUUGGACAAGGCAACAGCCAAAGAGACAGAGACGGAAGCGGAGCAGGGGGCGAGAGAUCUAACUCUUAAGCUACGGCAGAUGGAGGACGAGUAUCAUAGGACGCUAGAGGAGAAAGGCACAGAAGUGGCGGAAGCUGUUGCGUUACAGGAGCAAGAGUUUCAGGUUGUGACGUCGACUUCGGGAGUUAUUGCAAUGUUGAGGAAGAGGGUGGAGAGGAAGCGAUGCUUGGUGGAGGAACAGGUGCUGAAUGAGAACACUCGUGUGCGGAGAGAACGCAAGAGACGAAAGAUGGAGCAGGUGCUUCAAUCAAUUCAGCAGGAACACUGCGGACGGGAAGUGGCGAAAAAUGGAAGUGCUGCAGUGACGGAGGCAGAUACAGAGGUUUUGGAGACUGGAAAUCUGCCACUGGACUGCCGGCAAAGUAGGCAGAAAGUUUUAUCUGCGCUGUCCAGUGACACAUCUGCAGUGCCGCCAUUAUCAGCGUCGCCCCACCCUACGAACCAACCGAGUUCAACACAGGAUACGUCGCUUUGCAUGAUGGAACUGCUGCUGCAGUUUAUGACAGCACAACAAAGGGAAAAUGCUCAACGACUUGAAGUGGAGAGAGCUCGUCGGGAACAGGAACGGCGAGAACGUGAAGCGCGUCGACAGCAACAAGAACUGCAGCGACAGCGAGAACACCGUGAGCUUAUGCUCGCUAUGGGAGCGUUGAUGGGUGAUCGCUUUCCAGAUUCGCUAAAGCAUUAUUUAAACAGAGAAGAGCAGCAACAACAAUCGGGAACUCCAACGCCUCAGAACACGAAUCUAGAAAACAGUGCGAGCAGGAAUCGAUCCACUGAGCAAAGGUCGUCCUUGUCAACUUCGCCAAUGACAACCGACCCGCGCCGUACUAAGAUGAGUGACAGCGUUGAGGAGAGCUGUGUCAAAACGCGUGUAGAGCAUCAGGCUGGUGUUCAAGUCGACAAAUUUAACGAUGCUGUAACUCGGUGUGAGGGAACUGAUAAAGUUUAGCUUAUCAUUACAUUAUGAAGUAAACAAUGUACUAAGUACUGAUAACAUUGCUAUCAUCCCUAGCUACCAAUUUCACGCCAUUUACUCGCUCAGAAA
Molecule: messenger RNA, 1418 nt
Organism: Phytophthora nicotianae INRA-310
Lineage: Eukaryota; Oomycota; Peronosporomycetes; Peronosporales; Peronosporaceae
Exons: 1
Coding region: 39-1322 (427 amino acids)
Source: RefSeq, a predicted model, not a curated record